Suncus etruscus (white-toothed pygmy shrew) is the source of this 1128-nucleotide messenger RNA. RefSeq names its product C-type lectin domain family 2 member L (gene CLEC2L). The transcript has 5 exons. The record is from RefSeq and is a predicted model, not a curated record. Bases 16 to 654 code for a protein of 212 amino acids. Lineage: Eukaryota; Metazoa; Chordata; Mammalia; Eulipotyphla; Soricidae.
CCGGAGCGCGCGGCCAUGGAGCCGGCGCGCGAGCCCCCCGCGCGGACCCGGCCGCCGCCCCCCGCCGCCCGGCCCGCGCCCCGCCGCGUCUCGGCCGCGCUCGCCCGCCGACGCCCGAAGCCCGCAGCCCCGAGGGGGCCGCUGCGGCGAUCCGGGUCGGGCUACGAGGGCAGCACCAGCUGGAAGGCGGCCCUGGAGGACACCACCACACGUCUCCUGCUGGGUGCCAUCGCUGUCCUCCUGUUCGCCAUCCUGGUGGUGAUGAGCAUCCUGGCAUCCAAAGGUUGCAUCAAGUGUGAGGCGCCGUGCCCCGAGGACUGGCUGCUAUACGGGCGGAAAUGCUACUUCUUCUCCGAGGAGCCACGGGACUGGAACACGGGCCGCCAGUACUGCCACAGCCACGAGGCAGCGCUGGCUGUGAUCCAGAGUGAGAAGGAGCUGGAAUUCAUGUUCAAGUUCACUCGGAGGGAGCCCUGGAUCGGCCUGCGCAGAGUGGGGGACGAGUUCCACUGGGUCAAUGGGGACCCAUUUGACCCAGACACGUUCCCUGUCUCGGGCCCUGGGGAAUGUGUCUUCGUGGAGCCCACCCGGCUGGUGUCCACCGAGUGCCUCAUGACCCGGCCUUGGGUGUGCAGCAAGAUGGCCUACACAUGAGGUGGGUCCUUCGAGGCGGCUUCAGCCAGGCUCGGGGACCCGCCCCCCUUCUUCCCAGCAGGGCCCCUUGUGGGGGGAGGCCCCGGGCUCCUUUCCUGGCCACAGGCAGGUCCUGUGGCUCAGCGGUCACCCCCACUUGCUCGGUAGUCUAGGAGCCUGUCCCUGACUCUCAAACACAAAGACACACACAUACAUGCCCGCUGUACCCCUGGUUGAGUGUCCAUAUGCCCCUCUUUCAUCAUAUCUGCAACCUUUCUUCCUCAUGUGACCUGAGAUGUGGAGGGAGGAUGGGGGUGCACCAACUGCAUUACCCCACUCCGGCCCCCUCUGCUCUCCUGGUUGCCGGGAACAGAGGAGAAGACCUCUGGCCACACCCCUCUGCCUUGCCUGGGGUUCUCGGCAGCCCCCUGCUAUGUCCCUGGUGCUCUGGGAGGGUUGCUGAUGGAAUAAAUACAUGACUGGUAUCUAGAGAAA